CCCGAUAUGAUGUUGGAGUCCACCCCACCAUGACGAUUGACGGCCAACCGCAAAAGCAAACACGAAACAACCAGAAAAGCAAAGCAUUCCCCUUCCCCUUUCUUCCAGAAAAUAAUCAUAAAUCCUACGAUACAAGCAAUAAAAUAAGCAUCACUCACAAUAGAAAGAUUGUCUCUCUCUCUCUCCACAGAAAAACAACAAAGACUUGCAAGAUUUAACCAUGGAUGGAUCUGAGUCGCCAUACCCGAAAGACGAUGACUUUGAGAGAGUGACAUCAGCGUCAACCUCUGCAACAACGACAACGAGCGUGCACGUGACUGCCCUGGACGGCCUCGUCAACGUGAACUCGCUCUUCUCCGUCGCCGUCUUCGUGGGGCUCUCCCUCACCACCCCUAACCAGAAUAGCCUGGGGAACAACACGGCCUGCAACGCCGGUGUUGACAUGGUGAGGAAGCUGCUAGUCUUCGAGGUUGUCUCCUUCAGCUUCUUCCUCUUCUCCUCCCUUGUCGCCCAAGGCCUAAAGUUGGCAAUCAACCUGCUCAACAGCAAGGACGUCCACGAGGCCUUCCGCGCCCACAUCAACAUCAAUGUCCUCAGGCUCGGCAUGAUGGGCUCCGCCAUCGGCUCUGUCAUGGGCUGCUUGUUCCUCAUGCUGUCCAUGGUCAACGUCAUCCAGAUCCGGUUGGGGUUGUUGUCCUGUGGGAGUAAAUCUGCUAUCCAUGCAGUGGCGGCGUUGCUUUUCUUGGUUUCCUCUGCUCUUUUGGUUUAUAUUUCUACUACCAUUUAUGCUUUUUUGCACUGAUUUUGAAAUCUCUCUCUCUCUCUCUCUCUCUCUCUCUCUCUAUAUAUAUAUAUAUGCGCGCGCGUAUGAGUGUUUGAUUAAGUCCUCCUUGGUUAAUGGAAUGAGCAUAAUGUUGGCCUGAUUUUGGUUUGGAAA
This is a messenger RNA of Alnus glutinosa, 937 nucleotides long. RefSeq lists its product as uncharacterized. NCBI's taxonomy places the organism in Eukaryota, Viridiplantae, Streptophyta, Magnoliopsida, Fagales, Betulaceae. The coding region runs from base 221 to 802 and encodes 193 amino acids. The record is from RefSeq and is a predicted model, not a curated record. The transcript has 2 exons.